CCCUACAGAUUCCAGAGACGCACAAACUCUCUCUCUCUCUCUCUCUCUCUCUCUCUCUCUCUCUCGUCUUGCAUGUUCUUUCAUAACCUUUUUUCUAAUUAAUAAUCCUCCGCAAUCUUGCAUAUUUUUCACUAAAUUCCGCCCUUUACACCAAAACCCGUAUCAAAUAUUUGGAUAAUUUCCCCCUCACGUAUUCUGAUUUAUCCUAAUUACACCGAUUGGUAUCUAGGAGAUUAGGGUUUUCGGUUUUCAUGGUGUAGGAAAACAAUGAAUUGAAGCUCAAAUUUCUAGAAUUUGAUACCCCAUAUUCCCAAUUUCAUCGACAUUUUAUCUGGGUUAGGGCUUUCUGUUCGGGAAAUUUUAUAUCCGGAAGAACAUUGAGAAAAUGGACAAGUACGAGCUUGUGAAGGAUAUAGGGUCUGGAAAUUUUGGCGUUGCAAGGUUGAUGAGGAACAAGGUUACCAAAGAGCUUGUUGCUAUGAAAUAUAUAGAAAGAGGGCAUAAGAUUGAUGAGAAUGUUGCUCGAGAGAUUAUAAAUCACAGAUCACUUCGACACCCGAAUAUAAUUCGGUUUAGAGAGGUGGUACUGACUCCCACCCACCUUGCCAUUGUCAUGGAGUAUGCCGCAGGAGGGGAGCUUUUUGAUAGGAUUUGCAAUGCUGGAAGAUUCAGUGAAGAUGAGGCUAGAUACUUCUUCCAGCAGCUUAUCUCAGGAGUUCACUAUUGUCAUUUCAUGCAAAUAUGCCAUAGAGAUUUGAAGCUUGAGAACACUCUUUUAGAUGGGAGCCCUGCACCGCGCUUGAAAAUUUGUGAUUUUGGCUACUCAAAGUCAUCUCUGCUUCACUCGAGACCUAAAUCCACAGUUGGAACUCCUGCAUACAUUGCCCCUGAGGUUCUUUCUCGUAGGGAGUAUGAUGGCAAGUUGGCUGAUGUUUGGUCUUGUGGAGUGACACUUUACGUGAUGCUCGUGGGAGCAUACCCUUUUGAAGACCAAGAAGAUCCAAAAAAUUUCAGGAAGACUAUUCAACGAAUAAUGGCUGUGCAAUACAAGAUCCCUGACUACGUUCACAUAUCUCAAGACUGUAGGCAUCUCCUUUCUCGGAUAUUUGUCGCCAAUGCGUCCAGGAGGAUUAGCCUAAAAGAUAUCAAAAGCCACCCAUGGUUCCUGAAGAAUCUGCCAAGGGAAUUAACGGAAGCAGCUCAAGCAGUGUAUUACAGGAAGGAAAACCCGACAUUUUCACCACAAAGCGUUGAAGAAAUCAUGAAAAUUGUGGAAGAAGCAAGAUCCCCGCCUGCAGCUUCUCGCGCCAUUGGAGGGUUUGGGUGGGGUGAGGAAGAAGACGAUGAUGAUAAAGAAGCAGGGGAAAAAGAAGCCGAGGAUGAUGAAGAUGAAUACGAUAAAAGGGUCAAAGAAGCUCAUCAAAGCGGAGAAGUCUGUCUUACCUGAUUAAGGUUUCGCUUUUUCCAGUUUGUAUAAAAAGCCAAUUUUACCUUUGGGGAGCUUAAUAAUCGAUGCGACGAUGUCUGUAAAUCUCUUAUGGCAUGUUGCUGUGUGAGAUUAUUUAGGUGUGUUGAUGCUUUUGUAUACUUGAAUCUGGUUUGGGUCGCUCGGUUUUUCGGAAGCCGGGAAUGUCGGUUCUUGGGUAAUUAAUGUUAGAUUGGAUUUUUCAAGCUCUUUGUAUUGCUAAAUGUUAUCAAAUGUUCGAUUUGUUUCAAGGCUC
This is a messenger RNA of Cynara cardunculus var. scolymus (artichoke), 1721 nucleotides long. RefSeq names its product serine/threonine-protein kinase SRK2A-like. Gene Ontology annotation, biological process: protein phosphorylation; intracellular signal transduction. Gene Ontology annotation, molecular function: ATP binding; protein serine/threonine kinase activity. Bases 386 to 1447 code for a protein of 353 amino acids. Lineage: Eukaryota; Viridiplantae; Streptophyta; Magnoliopsida; Asterales; Asteraceae. The transcript has 10 exons. The record is from RefSeq and is a predicted model, not a curated record.